GCUUUGUCCUUAAGUGAGCUCUACCAUAUUGUCCAACUCUUCCAUUCCUCACCAUGUGCUUCUCUUACUAAAAUACUACACAACCCACACUGAAUGGGACUUCUCUCUCUGUCUCCCCCCACACACAUAAAUGCAUACAUCACCUUCUACAAACUCAUAUCAAGCUCAAUUCAAAGUUUCAAACCAAUACCCAUUAAACUACUCUCUCUCUCUCUCUCUCUCUCUCUACACAUUUAUAUCAGCCUCAAUUCAGAGUUUCAGACCAAAACCCAUUUCACUAUUCUUUCUUUCUCUCCCUCUCUAACUGAAAAAUGGGGAAUGGCACAUCUUGUGCUCCAACCAUUAUCUCUGGCGGAGCAGUCAAGGUUUUGUCAAGUGAUGGAAGACUCGAGGUAUACACAAGACCAAUCAAAGCAGCUGAGCUGAUGCUAGAAAAUCCAAGACAAUUCGUAUGCAACUCUAAUGAUCUCAAGGUGGGUCACCGGAUUACGGGCCUCGCCGCAGAUGAAGAACUCGAACGGCGCCGAUUAUACUUCAUUCUUCCAAUGGAUAUACUAUACUCGGUGCUUACUGAUGAAGAGAUGUUCUCUCUCUCAUACAAGGCAUCAAGAGCAAUGAAACAUGGAAGCUCCUCCAACAACAUUGUAAGGAUAUUUCCUGUGUUUGGUGAUUUUUGUAUGUUCCCUUCAGAAGUGAAGACAUUGGAGGAGUCAACAGGGAGAAAGCCACAGCCCACAGAAAGACUCUCUAGACAGAGAUCGUGGAAGCCUGCAUUGGAUACUAUACUUGAAACUCCAUCUUGGCUUUGACUGAUAUGAAGGUAAAGGCAAGUACUAAGCUUAAUUAGCUCUUUAGAGAGAGCUAAAGUUGUCUUAAUUUCUUCUCUCUCUCUCUCUCUCUCUCUCUCUCUCUCUCUCUUGAGAAUUUCGGUGUAGUUUUGUGGCCACCAAGAUUCAGGCUGACCUCUUGACCUCCGUUGUCUCUAAUAAUUGUAGAAUCCUUCUUCCCUAUGUUGUGGUCUCUUUUGUCUUUUCACUCUGAGUGUCGGCAGGUAUCCUUAACCUAAACAAACAGUUUUGACUUUU
Molecule: messenger RNA, 1085 nt
Organism: Macadamia integrifolia
Lineage: Eukaryota; Viridiplantae; Streptophyta; Magnoliopsida; Proteales; Proteaceae
Exons: 1
Coding region: 312-809 (165 amino acids)
Source: RefSeq, a predicted model, not a curated record